Molecule: messenger RNA, 2297 nt
Organism: Cherax quadricarinatus
Lineage: Eukaryota; Metazoa; Arthropoda; Malacostraca; Decapoda; Parastacidae
Source: RefSeq, a predicted model, not a curated record
CGUGACGAGAGGUUCAGGCAAGUGUCACCGCCGUCGCUCUCCCAGUGAACCUUAGAAUCUCCUAUUAUUAUUAUUAUCAUCAUCAAGGGUUAACGCUAAACCCGUAGGGGUCAUACAGCGCAUGGGGAAUGGAAGGCAAUCAGACCCGAUGUAAAGAAGGAAAGGAUUGGUUCGGUUCCUUGGACUAAGAGCCCCUGACCGGUGUCAAGGAACCUUCCUUGGAGGGCUUAAUGAACGUGAGUGCUCGAAGCAGAUGCUUCAGACGCUUCACACCUAUAACAACAAGGCUACAGUCUACGAUGAGCUACGGGAGAGACGUAACGCUGCUCUGCCAACCUGACACCGGCAACAGGGAUAAGAGUUUAAUAAGCAACGUGAUGGGUGAGGCAGUGAUGGUAGCGGUGCUGGUGGCCAGCGUGUUAAGUCUGAUCAUUGCACUGCCCUUGCUGCAAUUUAACCUGGGUCAGUCUGAGAGGGAGACGGCUACACAGGAUCCCUUGAUCGAUCAUGAAGUAAACGAAGAGGCUGAGCUCGUCGACCUAGUGAGGGAGAGCCUAGUUAUGCAGAGUGGGGCUCUUAGUGUUCAGGAGCAAGAGGAAGCGGCAGCGACAGAUUACCAUCAAGUGGAGGUGGUGGGUGCUGCUGUGACGGAGGAAGACUUGAGUGACCCACUGGAGUACUCUGAUGAGCUGGAGGGUCUGAUGGACACAGUGGGUAGUGACCCAGCUGACCCCGACGCUGUGGCCUUCCUCCUGCCACUCAGAGGUCACACUGGUAAUCUCGGCAUAAGUUACGGUCGUCGCCUGAAGCAGAUACUGGAGACUGCAGCAGACUCUGCAAGGCAGGCAGCUGCGGCAGAGAAGGGCCCUCACGCUAUAAACAGAAGCUCCAACGUGUUCCUACCCACCAGCGUCCUUGUCAGGGAUUCCCAAAGUGACCCAGAUAUAGCUAGGAAGUUGACCCAGCACUUCUACGAGGUGCACGGCACCACCCGCUACUUCGGCUACCUGACGGACGAGGAAGCUCUGACGGUAGCUCACUGGGCCAGAGCCAAGGCUCCAGGGGCCAGAUUCGUGACGCCGACAGCCAUUUCAACCUACCUCGAGAGUGCCAGGAAUGUUGCCAGGGUGCAGCCGUCGGCCCGCGUGCUAGCAGCAGCGGUGGGAGACUUUCUAGCCACCAUCCACACCCACCGUCCCCUGGUAGUGGCUCGAGCUUCCCUCCACACUGAUGCUUUCCUCUCCUUGCUGCACGCCGUCGGCCUCCGGCCUAACAAGGUGAUGCACUACUACGAGACUACUCACGCCCAGGAGAUGGUGGAGAGAGUGAAGACUUACCUAGCCAAGGAUCCUUCCCCCGUCCUCCUCCUGGGCAAUGCUGAGAGCUGGCACCUCAUAAUGGCUGCCGACCGCUUCUUUCCUGCAGUGUGGAUUUUGCCUUUCCAGACGCAGCUGCAUGACCACAUGCGCACGAAUCAGUCUGAACUAAUCACUUUUAUGUAUCGCGCAUAUGACGACGUGCCGAAAGGAUUCUUGAGAGAAGAGUUGCUCUUAUCGCCUUCUGAAUCCACUGUAUUGGCCUCUAUGUCGUUGUUAACAGGUAGACAGCGGAAGUGGCAUGGAUCCUAUGUAGUUGCAGCGUCCGUUCCCGUAGCUUCAAUUGCGGCCAGUGUGAGGCUGGUGGGUGCUUCUGACGGCUGGCUGCCACUCUUGCAAUAUGACAUGGCACGUAGGAGCAUAACACGAAGGUUGUACCAGGAAUUGCUAGUGACUCGGGAGUUGUUAAAGCCCCUAGUGUCUGGAGACAAUUGUACUCUGGUGCUUCGUUAUAUAGAAGAACUGACGGGCUCGAAGAGAGUGAGUGAGAUUCCUGUACACUCAACACUGCCUACUUUGCUGAUGCCAGCUGAAAGGGGUGCCCACGUGCACGUGGAUUGCCCACGCCACCACACUGACCUUAGAUGUUCCGCUCCAAGUGGUUCGUGGGCACCAGUUACAUGCCGAGGGGCACUGCAGGGCAGCCACAGGUUCCAAGCAGAGUGUGGGAAGGAGGUGGGAAUCACGGUUGCAGCGUCAAGAGGGUGCACGGCAUCCCAAGGCUUAGUGUGUCGCAGUGGACACUCGCUAGGCUGUCUACUGUCUGGCUUUCUCCCCACCCUCACCCCUCUCCCCCUCCUCUACCUGUGCUGGCCUACACCUCGACACAUUUUUAAAACUUUAAAACAUCAUCUGCAUGCAAGAUUUACCACACGGUUUUGUUUAAAUGAAAUGCAAUCAACAUUUUCAUUCUUUAUUUGA